Molecule: messenger RNA, 375 nt
Organism: Penicillium verrucosum
Lineage: Eukaryota; Fungi; Ascomycota; Eurotiomycetes; Eurotiales; Aspergillaceae
Exons: 2
Coding region: 1-375 (124 amino acids)
Source: RefSeq, a predicted model, not a curated record
AUGCCUCAAGGGCAGAAACAAGAGAAGAUCUCUGAUACGGUGAAGUCCGUUGGACUCAGCCCAAGCCAGAUGGAGCACCUUGUGAUGGCAUAUCUAUGCAUGGAAAAGCCCAAGGUUGACUGGAAGAAGCUUGGCGAGUUUUGCAAGGUUACACCUUCCUCUGCUAGAACUGUCUUUACCAAGAGCCGACGAUGCCUCGAGAGAUGGGAGGAUCAGAGAACCGCCGGGGCAGCUACCAAGGAAGCCGAAGAAACCGAGGAAGCCGGAGAAGAUGAAGAAGUCGAACAAACCGAAGAAACCAAGCAUGAGGAGGACGAUAACGAGGACUCUGUGGAGGCUGUGGAGGCUGCACUCGCCAAGGAUCCUAAGAAUUAG